AUGAAAGCUGUCUUCCCGCACAGCUACAGGACUGGCACUGGGGAUAUUUGGGUUGAUUUUGCUCAUCGCAGACCCAAACAUGAAAAGAUAUUAAGUUUGAGCCUUCACAGUCUCGGGAGUCUUCACUUGGGCCGAGUGAAUAAGAACGAAGGAGAAAUUCUUCGAAGUCGUGAGGUGUAUGGCCAUGGACUACGCCAUCUGUCUCAAGCCAUCAAAACCCCUGCCAUGUCAAGCACGGACGUGACUGUUGCAGCCGCGAUACUUUUGGGUGUUUACGAAUUGCUCAAUCCAACGGGCGAAGAAUUAAGCUUACUCCAUUCCCGUGGGAUAAGCCAGCUUUUCCUUCUGAGGGGACCCAAAGCCCACGCUACUGGCUUCGGGCGGACGUUUCUUUUGACUUUCCGGGGACUCAUGGUUUUCGAAGCCUUCGCCGCGGGCAAAGCUUGCUUUUUAGGGAACGAGGAGUGGAGAGCAAUUGUUCCAAUCGCCCUAUCAUACCUGAAGCAUUGUGGCAGAGCAGCUGGUAUUAUCGAGCUGAUCGAAUUUGCAUUCAAUGAAAUUGCCCAAUGCCCUGGCUUCCUUGUCAUGACUAAAUCGCUGAUCUCCUCAACGUGCACUACUAAUGCCGAACGAGAGAACUUGAUCGUCGUUAUCAACGCCAGCAAAGAUACCCUCAAAAACCUGAAAAGGAAAAUGUUGAUUGGGCUUAAGACCUGUCAGGACGAGACUGAAAUUGACCGCCAGCGCUUUUUUGGAGCAACUCCGAAAUCCACCGCAUAUGCUUGGACACAGUAUGCGAUUGAGGGAGUUCAUUCGGCGAUCGCGCUUCUACAACAGUUGUUAACUGUGCUGCUGUCAGAUCAAAGCCGACGCACAGUCGCUACGGCAGGGUUAAUGCUCGACCCAACUAAGACCGAGUGGGAAAUGACGAAGGACCCUACCGUGAUAGCACAGAUGAGUCGUGAGCAUACUAGAACACACUUUGCAGCAGGCCCGCAGCUGCCGACCAGCUUGAAGCUUUGGCCUGACCGGCUCAUCCUGACACUGGGGAUGCCGGGAAAAGGUUGA
This is a messenger RNA of Penicillium soppii, 1068 nucleotides long. RefSeq lists its product as uncharacterized. The record is from RefSeq and is a predicted model, not a curated record. Bases 1 to 1068 code for a protein of 355 amino acids. The transcript has a single exon. NCBI's taxonomy places the organism in Eukaryota, Fungi, Ascomycota, Eurotiomycetes, Eurotiales, Aspergillaceae.